CCAAAGGGCAGUCAAAAGUCCAAACACAUUUUGUGUGGAGUUAUGUGUCGGCCAGACCAGAAAAUCUUCACUGUGCAGUUUGAGACAGAAACUAUCAUUCCGGGAUUGGGAGCUGCCAUCAACCAGCUGAAGGAGAGUGUGGCAGAAUGGGAAGAUCCAAUCCUUCUCGGAGCCACGUAUGUCAAGCGGGUGUUCCUUAGCCCCGAGGUGGUGGAUGAAGUGCUGCCUGGGAAGACCAUUAUUCAAGACUGGGCUCCGUACAAGCCAUUGGAGAGCAACCUAGAGAAGUUAGUGAGGCAAGACCUCAUUUGGAUAGUCGACGACAAAGAAGAGCCCAGGGUCAUCAGCCUAGGCACUGCCCCCUAAGGGUACCCUUUGGGACCGGCUAGCACCUGCUGAACAUUGAUAUAUUUGGGAAGCAUUUCCCCAGGGUCAGGAACCAGUUCCUCGCUCAGAUGCAGCAAAGGAUCAGCACCUUGGAGGGCCCAGUAUACUGUGUUUUGAGCUUUGAAUCAUCCAUGUUAUCCUUCUGCCAGACUGUAUUAGGACUCCACAUGGAUAGAGACAUUGAGGAGCAAAGCUUGCUGGAGACAGAUAUGUAGACCUGUAAGAGAAAGAGCCCCCUACACUGCUAUUGCCAGUCCUUUUGUUGCUUCUGGGCUCAGGAGUUUGUCCGCUGUCUCCUCCUGUCACGCUAUUACCUCAGAAUCAAGGGUAUUGUAGAUUCAAGUCCCACUCCAGGGCUUUGAAAGCCAACAAGCCCAAUGGCAGACAAGUGUUGAAUUGUUCAGUGUUUGCUUGCACAGGUCUUGACUACAUGAGCUUGGAUGUGGAUUCAGUGAAGCAAACAGACACCAAUUUCAAAAGACUCUUGUAAAUAAACCUGUUACAUGUUCUGAAACUUGUCACCCCUGAAUUUCUAUGAAAUUUACAGUAAGAACUGCAGGCAGUGGAGUGGGAUGUUAAGGUAAGAAUGCCUACUCAGGCCUGAUUGUCUU
Messenger RNA from Hemiscyllium ocellatum (epaulette shark), 998 nucleotides. RefSeq names its product probable N-acetyltransferase 16. NCBI's taxonomy places the organism in Eukaryota, Metazoa, Chordata, Chondrichthyes, Orectolobiformes, Hemiscylliidae. The transcript has 2 exons. The record is from RefSeq and is a predicted model, not a curated record. Bases 43 to 366 code for a protein of 107 amino acids.